UUUUUUUUUUUUUUUAAAUUUUGAAUUAUCCUUUCUUCAUUUCCUCUUGUCUCCGCCAACGCACUCGUCUCGCACCACCGACCGCGGGGCGGGGUGGAAAGCGCAGCCCGGCGUUCGCAUGCCGCAUCGGGCAAGUCUUAUAAUGCUAACGCCUCCCCCUCCCCCACGUGCGACGGUGCGAGAUGCAAUACAGAUUGGUUCGCGAUGGCGCAAUAACAUUCGAUGCUAACGACGACACGGCAUGGGCGUUUUGUCUGCACGCUUUCUUACGCUUCUCCUCCUCCUCCUCCUUCUUACCUUGCCCUUCGACCGUGAGUCCCUCCUCCUCUCGUAUCACACCAGACGGACGGACGGACAGAGGGAGAGGUCGCACAUUUCAGACUGCAGACGUUGGGCUUGGCAUCGGCGACGGGGGCGUCCACAAAUCAGUUGUGCCACGGAGGCGACGACGUGAUGCUGCUGCUGCUGCGGCGGCGGCGGUGUCUGCCUCGUGUAUGGUUUCGCGGCGUCCAUCUCGUCGUCGUUCGGACGAGGGCCCCCGCCCGUCCAUGGGAACCGGAGCUGGGCCAGCAAGACGAGGGCAGAUGGCAGCACGCAGACAUGGAAAAGAAGAAGAAAAAAGACAGUGGCGAUCAGCCCGAUCGUCCACUGGCUCUCCUCUGCAUACGAAGCUUCUUCCCAUCUUCCUCCUUCCUUCCUUUUUUUUCCGUCCCAGAAGAGCGUGAUUAUUAAUUCUUCCCCAAACCCCCGAAGGUCCUAUUGAACAUUAUCAUCAUCAAGACUG
Molecule: messenger RNA, 784 nt
Organism: Verruconis gallopava
Lineage: Eukaryota; Fungi; Ascomycota; Dothideomycetes; Venturiales; Sympoventuriaceae
Exons: 1
Coding region: 183-725 (180 amino acids)
Source: RefSeq, a predicted model, not a curated record